This is a messenger RNA of Ochotona princeps (American pika), 664 nucleotides long. RefSeq names its product translocase of inner mitochondrial membrane 9 (gene TIMM9). NCBI's taxonomy places the organism in Eukaryota, Metazoa, Chordata, Mammalia, Lagomorpha, Ochotonidae. The transcript is spliced from 4 exons. Bases 105 to 374 code for a protein of 89 amino acids. The record is from RefSeq and is a predicted model, not a curated record.
GAGCUCUCCGGAGACAUUCAAGUCAAGGUCGGACAACCGCUUUUCCAGAACAGAGAAGAAACUCAUGCAUCAAAAAAGGUGACUGAUACACAUACGAAAAGAGUAUGGCUGGACAAAUACCAGAAUCUGAUCAAAUAAAGCAGUUUAAGGAAUUUCUUGGAACCUACAAUAAACUUACAGAAACCUGUUUUAUGGACUGCGUUAAAGAUUUCACAACUAGAGACGUAAAGCCUGAAGAGACUACCUGUUCAGAACAUUGUUUACAGAAAUAUUUAAAAAUGACACAGAGAAUAUCCAUGAGAUUUCAGGAAUAUCAUAUCCAGCAGAAUGAAGCACUGGCAGCCAAAGCAGGCCUGCUCAGCCAGCCCCGAUAGACAAGUCCUGACGGGUGGACUUUGGGUGAGAGAUUGCCAACCAGGGGUUGCCCUGAAAAUGAGGAUUCCUCUGCCAAGAGCCCCUGAAAGCAGUAGGUACCAUGAGAAACCAUCUGUCAUGGCUGACCAACAAAGGAGACCACUGGAGAAACAAAAAUUGCUGUUCAUCAGAAGUAACUGAAAUAGAAGGUUUUACUCUUGAAUAAAAAUGAUAGGAUGCCACAUUUUGUUGAGGCCUUAUAAUGCAGCAGUUUGGUCACUUGAUUAGAAAAAUAAACCAUCAUUUAUUC